Ceraceosorus bombacis is the source of this 1524-nucleotide messenger RNA. Lineage: Eukaryota; Fungi; Basidiomycota; Exobasidiomycetes; Ceraceosorales; Ceraceosoraceae. The record is from the annotation of a GenBank genome assembly.
AUGGGCAGCUUGUCACGUGGUCAGCUCAGCGCCACAUCGUUGAGCUCUUACCCGCACCCGCGGCUCAGCAAGGAGGAUCAGAUGAGACACUUCUUCACCUCUCAUCCUCCCAACAGCUCCGUCUCGGUCGGCGGCAGCAGUGCUUCUCGCACAGAUCCAAAGGAUAGCCCUCACCUCGUGCCUCCUUCAGAAGCUGCCAAAGAUCUUAGCGAGCCCGGAUGGACACCUCACAAUGCGUACACCGACGAAGGUGAGUGAUCCUCAAUGACCUCCUUGUGCCUGCAUCUCGCCGACCGAUCUUACCGUGUACACACACCCGCAGAGCUGGAUGCUGUGCGCGUCGUACACAAAGAGCUCAAAGGAGCAUCGGAUCACAUCGGUGAGUCCUCAUGCUUUGUCCAAGAGGCUACGCGCUUGCUUACUGAUUAACAUCGAAAUUCCCCAACUGGCCUUCAGCCGCAUUUCUGGUGCGAGUAGUGAGGUGCGCGCUUCGUCUUCCUCCACGUAGCCGCGAUGAACUUCUUCGCUGACACGUCAUCUCUCCGCUCCCCGCUUUUCAGGACCGGAUUUGAUGUUGCCACACGGUAUCCAAAGCAUCGGGAGAAGUUCCCAAAGGUGAUGGGAGCUGAGGGGAGACAAGUCUCGACCCCUUCCUUGGACGAUGAACGAGCAGCGGUCAAGCCUCGCCGCAAAGAUCACGCGCCCGCAGCCGAAAGCCUGCCAGAGGUGAUGGAGUUGGGGGAAAUGCGCAAGCGCGGCAUUUGCUUUGGACCCGAGCAGUGGCUCAUCCGCAUCGUGUUCCUCGAAACCAUCGCCGGGGUUCCUGGGUUCAGCGCAGCCAUGAUCAGGCAUCUGCAGAGCCUGCGCCUGAUGCGCAGGGACAAGGGUUGGAUCCAGACGCUAUUGGAGGACGCUCAGAAUGAACGGAUGCACCUGCUCGUCGCGCUCAAGCUAUACCGCCCCGGCUUCUUCAUGCGAACCAUGAUCGCCCUUGCACAGGUCGUCUUCACUGCUGCAUUCUCCGUAGGCUACAUGAUCGCCCCUCGAUUGGCCCAUCGCUUCGUCGGCGUCUUGGAGGAAGAAGCCGUCAUUACCUACACCAACAUCCUUCGAGACAUUGACGCGGGUCGACUGCCAGAGUGGGAGCGAUUCCCGGCACCAGCUGUGGCCAAAGACUAUUGGGGCUUGAAGAGCAGCGCCACACUCUCGGACGUCAUGCGCGCUCUGCGAGCUGACGAAGCCAACCAUCGCUUCAUCAACCACACCCUGGCGUCCAUCGAGAGCCAAGACUUUAACCCGUUUGCCUAUGGCGAGGCUCAUCCUACGGAGCGAGGCGGAAGAUGGGGUUUGGAAAGGAACGAGGCUUUGGAGUGGUUUGAAAGAGAAGACGCUAAGCGAAGAGAAGCCAAGGGUCUAAUGCGAGCGGAGGGUGCUACCGAAGCGCAUCCUGUUCGACGAGACAGACUGCCUGUGAAGGAUGAAGCGCAGCGAAACGCCAGCAACUCGUCCCGCAACGCGGUCUGA